This is a messenger RNA of Rubroshorea leprosula, 1479 nucleotides long. The record is from the annotation of a GenBank genome assembly. Lineage: Eukaryota; Viridiplantae; Streptophyta; Magnoliopsida; Malvales; Dipterocarpaceae.
ACCCUUUCCUCUGCGCAGCAGCCAGCACAUAUCUCAUGGGCGGUAUUUCUCCGGUUACCGGAGGUGCUGAUGCACCGCUACUUCCAAAGAGCAAGUUGUCAGCGAAACACGCAUCAGUUUCUGGAGCCGUGUUUAAUGUCUCCACGAGUAUUAUUGGUGCCGGGAUUAUGUCAAUUCCGGCCACCACCAAGGUGCUCGGUGUGGUUCCGGCGUUUCUGUUGAUCGUGGCUGUUGCUUGGCUGGCUGACAUCUCGGUGGAGUUUUUAUUGAGGUUUACUCAUGCCGGAGACUCCACGACGUACGGUGGUCUCAUGAAGGAGUCAUUCGGGCAGGUGGGAUCGGUUCUGGUGCAGAUUUGUGUCAUCGUCACCACUCUGGGUUGCUUGAUUGUUUUCUUGAUCAUCAUUGGGGAUGUUCUUACCGGAAACCAGCACGGAGAAUCGAUUCACCUGGGUGUUUUGCAAGAAUGGUUCGGAAUUCACUGGUGGUGCUCACGUCCGUUUGCUCUGCUUUUCAUUGUAGUCUUCGUUUUAUUUCCGCUGGUUUUGUUCCGGCGAGUAGAGUCUCUCAGGUUCACAUCUGCAGUAUCAGUUUUUCUCGCCGUGGUGUUUGUCGGAAUAAGUUCAGUGAUGGCCAUUGCUGCACUCAUAGAAGGGAAAGCAAAGAACCCAAAACUCCUACCAGAUGACAAAACCUCUGUCUUCGAUCUCUUCACUGCGGUCCCCGUAAUUGUGACAGCUUUCACGUUCCAUUUUAAUGUUCAUCCAAUUGGGUUUGAGAUGGAGAAACCUUCUGAUAUGACUACAGCAGUCAAAAUUUCUCUGGUACUGUGUGCUGCCAUCUACUUCGCCAUAGGAGUUUUUGGAUACCUACUCUUUGGAGAAGAAGUCAUGUCGGAUAUACUUGUAAAUUUUGAUCAUAUUUCUUCUCCGAUGGGGUCAUUACUCAAUGAUGUAGUGAGGUUAAGCUAUGCCUUCCACAUCAUGCUGGUUUUUCCUCUCUUGAACUUCUCAUUGAGGUCAAAUAUUGACGAAUUCAUCUUCCCCCACAAGCCUCUUCUGGCAAAGGACAACACCAGAUUUCUGUCCCUGACUCUUUUCCUCCUAGCCGUAUGUUACCUUGCAGCCAUUGCCAUCCCCAACAUCUGGUACUUUUUUCAAUUCGUAGGAUCAACCACGGUGGUCUCUCUAGCCUUCAUCUUCCCCGCCGCGAUUGUUCUAAGGGAUGUUCAUGGGAUAUCGACUACUAGGGAUAGGGUAGUGGCAGCAACAAUGUUGGUUCUGGCUGUGGUAACGAGCACGAUUGCCAUUUCCACCAACAUAUAUAAUUAUGUAGUUUGAGUAGAGGAAAGAACGCAUGGCUUCUUCAGUAAAUUAUAUGCUUGAAUGAAUGCUUCCGCUGUAUCAUCCCUAAAAAGGUUAUUGAUCUGUUUAAGUGUGCCAGAGAACAAAAAUGUAUUCAUAAAUUGAUUCGUAUAGU